AUGGCCUUCCGCUACCUCAUCCCUCUGUGCGCCCUGCUGGCCUGUGCCAACGCCGGUCUCCUGGCCAGCCAUGUGGCCAUUGCCAAUCCCUCGGUGGAUGCCGUUGCCUCCACUCAGCAGGAUGUGGUGAGGUCCUUUGCCGGCACCGUUUCCAGCUACUCCAAGGCGGUGGACACGCCGUACUCGAGUGUGCGAAAGAGCGACACCAGGAUCCAGAACAAUGUCUAUACUCCGGCCAUUGCCAAGACCACUUAUGCCGCGCCGCUGUACACUCAGGCCACUCCCAUUGUGGCCAAGACCCUGGUCAAUGCUCCGGCUCCGGUUGUUGAGAAGACUGUCUACGCUGCUCCUGCUCCAGUUUACGCUGCUCAUGCUCCCGUGGUAGCCAAGGCUGUGUACUCUGCUCCUGCUCCGGUUUUGGCCAAGACUGUGUAUGCUGCUCCCGCUCCUGUGGUGGCCAAGACUGUCUACUCUGCUCCUGCCCCAGUUCUGGCCAAGACUGUCUACUCUGCUCCUGCCCCAGUUCUGGCCAAGACUGUGUACUCCGCUCCUGCUCCAGUUUACGCUGCUCCUGCUCCAGUGCUUGCCAAGACCGUGUACUCUGCUCCCGUUCCAGUGGUCACCAAGGCUGUGUACUCUGCUCCUGCCCCAGUCUAUGCUGCUCCUGCUCCCGUUCUGGCCAAGACCGUGUCGUAUGCCGCUCCCCUGGCCACCACCAAUGUGAACCAUGGACCGGCCGCCACCACCUACACCCAUAACGCUCCCGCCCUGGGCGUGUCCAGCUAUGGCACCUCCCAGACGGUCCACUACUCGCCCGCCGAGAGCGUGUCGCACAUGAGCUUCGACGGAUUCGGAACCCACUGGGGUUUCUAA
Messenger RNA from Drosophila kikkawai, 873 nucleotides. Its product is annotated as pupal cuticle protein G1A. NCBI's taxonomy places the organism in Eukaryota, Metazoa, Arthropoda, Insecta, Diptera, Drosophilidae. The record is from RefSeq and is a predicted model, not a curated record.